Nicotiana attenuata is the source of this 1236-nucleotide messenger RNA. Its product is annotated as pyruvate decarboxylase 2-like. The transcript is spliced from 4 exons. Lineage: Eukaryota; Viridiplantae; Streptophyta; Magnoliopsida; Solanales; Solanaceae. Gene Ontology annotation, molecular function: carboxy-lyase activity; thiamine pyrophosphate binding; magnesium ion binding. The coding region runs from base 7 to 1125 and encodes 372 amino acids. The record is from RefSeq and is a predicted model, not a curated record.
AGUAAUAUGAUGGGCUUAGAAGUAGCAGUGGAGGCAGCAGCUGAGUUCUUGAACAAAGCAGUAAAGCCAGUGCUUGUCGGUGGGCCAAAAAUGCGGGUUGCAAAGGCAUGCGAUGCUUUUGUUGAGUUGUCUGAUGCCUGUGGUUAUGCUGUCGCAGUGAUGCCAUCCGCUAAAGGGUUGGUUCCCGAACAUCAUUCACAUUUCAUUGGGACUUACUGGGGUGCUGUGAGCACGGCAUUCUGUGCUGAAAUGGUGGAGUCUGCUGAUGCAUACUUGUUUGCUGGACCUAUUUUUAAUGACUAUAGUUCUGUUGGUUAUUCUCUGCUUCUCAAGAAAGAGAAAGCGAUCAUUGUCCAGCCUGAUCGUGUGACUAUUGGGAAUGGACCAGCAUUUGGUUGUGUUCUGAUGAGGGAUUUCCUUGCUGCAUUAGCAAAGAGAUUAAAGCACAAUCCGACUGCUUAUGAGAAUUACCAUAGGAUUUAUGUUCCUGAGGGACAUCCUCUUAAAUGUGAGCCUAAGGAGGCAUUAAGGGUUAAUGUUCUAUUUCAACACAUUCAGAAUAUGUUGUCUGGUGACAGUGCUGUGAUUGCUGAGACGGGGGACUCAUGGUUUAAUUGCCAGAAGCUGAAAUUGCCACAAGGAUGUGGGUAUGAGUUCCAAAUGCAGUAUGGAUCCAUCGGUUGGUCUGUCGGUGCAACUCUUGGUUACGCACAAGCUGCACCUGAAAAGCGGGUGAUUGCUUGCAUCGGUGAUGGUAGCUUUCAGGUGACCGCUCAGGAUAUCUCAACGAUGCUGAGGUGCAGACAAAGGACCAUUAUCUUCUUGAUAAACAAUGGUGGCUAUACAAUUGAAGUUGAGAUCCAUGAUGGACCUUACAAUGUGAUCAAGAAUUGGAAUUACACCGGAUUAGUCGAUGCAAUCCAUAAUGGAGAAGGAAAAUGUUGGACAACCAAGGUUCGUUGUGAAGAGGAGCUGGUGGAAGCAAUUGAAGCAGCAAAUGGAGCCAAGAAAGACUGCCUAUGCUUCAUUGAAGUGAUUUUCCAUAAAGAUGACACUAGCAAAGAACUGCUUGAAUGGGGUUCAAGGGUCUCAGCAGCUAAUAGUCGUCCACCAAACCCACUGUAAAAUCUCUAGUUGUUCAAAAUAUGUAUUUACCUGGUUUGCUACAAAAAUGUUGCCACUAAUGUUGCCAUGUUUAAUUUCCGAGUUCCUAGGUUCCCCGGGGGUAUUCCACUA